CCACCAGAUCCACACCACACGUUUCUUUACCCUAACCUUUCCACUGCUCCAUCUUCCUCGCAGCGCCGGCGAUCCAUCCUCCGCUCCCUCCCUUACUCGCGCUCGGCACGCAGGCGACGCCGGCGGUGGUCAGGCUCGGGCUCUAAGCGACGGCGUCAGUGUCUUCCCCUCCCACCUCUCGGCAGUCGCCUCGCGCCCUCGCCUCCGGUCCUCCACGCACCAGCCGGCUACUCUGCGCUGAGCUGAUUGUCCCAUUCAAUAAAGAAAGCGAAGGGCAUAGAUACCAGAAGCAACACUGAGCCCAUCUUGCUUGGAAUUCUAUCUGCUGUUGGAACAACUUACACCAAUAUCAUGGCAAACCUUGCUGAUUCUUUUCUAGCGGAUCUUGAUGAACUGUCAGACAAUGAAGGCUAUCCUGAAGAAGACAAUGCUGAGGCAGCGGGUAGGGAUGACGACGAAGAUGAUGAUAUGCCUGACCUUGAGUCUCUUAAUUAUGAUGACCUUGAUAGUGUCUCAAAGUUGCAAAAGACACAACGCUAUAAUGAUAUAAUGCAAAAAGUUGAAAAUGCACUUCAGAAAGGUACUGAUUUCUCUAAUCAAGGUUCCAUCCUGGAGGAGGAUCCAGAGUACCAGCUUAUUGUUGACUGCAAUGCUUUAUCAGUAGAUAUUGAGAAUGAAAUAAUCAUAAUCCAUAAUUUCAUACGGGACAAGUAUAGGUUGAAGUUUCCUGAACUGGAGUCCCUUGUUCAUCACCCAAUCGAUUAUGCCCGUGUUGUCAAGAAGAUUGGAAACGAGAUGGAUUUAACACUAGUAGAUCUGGAAGGACUUUUACCUUCUGCAAUUAUAAUGGUUGUCUCAGUGACAGCAUCAACAACAAGUGGGAAGCCUCUUUCUGAAGACAAUUUGGAAAAAACCACUGAAGCAUGUGACAGAGCCCUUACCCUUGAUGCGUCAAAGAAGAAAGUGCUUGAUUUUGUAGAGAGCAGAAUGGGGUACAUUGCACCAAACCUUUCUGCAAUUGUUGGCAGUGCUGUUGCUUCCAAACUGAUGGGUACUGCAGGUGGUCUGGGAGCACUUGCAAAAAUGCCUGCUUGUAAUGUUCAGUUACUCGGUGCAAAGAGGAAAAAUCUUGCUGGAUUUUCUACUGCCACUUCUCAGUUUCGUGUUGGCUAUCUUGAACAAACUGAAGUAUUUCAGAGCACCCCUCCACCUUUAAGGACUCGCGCCUGCAGACUUAUUGCUGCAAAAUCAACUCUGGCAGCAAGGAUUGAUUCAAUUAGAGGUGAUCCAACUGGAAAAGCUGGACGGAACUUGUUAGAAGAAAUUCGUAAGAAGAUUGAGAAGUGGCAAGAACCGCCUCCUGCGAAGCUUCCAAAGCCACUCCCAGUUCCGGACUCUGAGCCUAAAAAGAAGAGAGGGGGCCGUCGUCUUCGAAAGAUGAAAGAAAGAUAUGCGCAGACUGAUAUGAUGAAGCUUGCAAAUCGAAUGCAGUUUGGGAUUCCGGAGGAGAGCUCACUAGGUGAUGGCUUGGGGGAAGGUUAUGGCAUGCUUGGACAAGCAGGGAGUGGCAAGCUACGUGUCUCAGCUGGACAAAGCAAACUUGCUGCUAAAGUGGCGAAAAAGUUCAAGGAGAAGAGCUAUGGUAGCAGUGGUGCAACAUCAGGAUUGACAUCCAGUUUGGCAUUUACACCAGUUCAGGGAAUAGAGUUGUCAAAUCCACAGGUCCAAGGAAACCUUCUCGGAGGCGGAACUCAAAGUACUUACUUUUCCGAGACCGGCACAUUUUCAAAGAUCAGGAGGACGCAAUAGAAUCCUCUUUGCAACCAUCACAUCUCAUUUGCACUGCAUUUGUUGAUAUCCUUGGGAUGCACUGUAGAAAAUUCAAAAGUCAAUCUUGCAAUGUUCCAGAGACUUUAGAAUGGCAAUUCACAGUUAACAGUGAUGCUUCGAGCACUUAAUCCCAGGAUAUUUGCGACCGAACCUGACUUUUGAGAAUUCUGAUGUCCAUAGUCUAUAUUGCCUCGUGUACAAGUUCAAGCGAACAAUUUUUAUCUCAUGGUUACUACUAGAUGAGAUUGGUUCA
Messenger RNA from Zea mays, 2083 nucleotides. RefSeq names its product pre-mRNA processing ribonucleoprotein binding region-containing protein. Gene Ontology annotation, cellular component: U4 snRNP; U4/U6 x U5 tri-snRNP complex; precatalytic spliceosome. Gene Ontology annotation, biological process: mRNA splicing, via spliceosome; spliceosomal tri-snRNP complex assembly. Lineage: Eukaryota; Viridiplantae; Streptophyta; Magnoliopsida; Poales; Poaceae. The transcript has 9 exons. The coding region runs from base 352 to 1809 and encodes 485 amino acids. The record is from RefSeq and is a predicted model, not a curated record.